AUGCCUGCGUCGUACAAGCACCCCAGGUCCGAGCCUAAAGCUCGUCGCGUCUCUUUGAGGACGACUGGCCGCAGCUUGAUGCCUAGCAGAGGCGGAGCUGCUAAACCCCUUCGCCACGAGCGUACCUGGUCCGGUCCAAACCCUUCCCUCAGUUCCACUCCAUCCAACAACCCUUUCUACAUACCUCCCAGCGAUACGGCUCCUUCUACCCCCGUUGCCGCAGACAUCGAGGCGUUCAAGCAGAGCUUCCCAAAGCUUCCUAGUGGUGGUCGAGAAAAUCAGGAUGAGGUUACACCAACCCCUCUCACUCGCCAGCAUGCGGUUAUCAUUCAUGGGAAGCCCCUUGGUGCUGAGAGACGUACAGGGUCCCAUGUGGAGCUGCGUUCCACAGGCGCCAAAGCCGAGGCUUCUAUCGUCCAAUCCUCUCCCAUCUCAAUUAAGAUCGAGUCGUCGCCAACUCAACUAGAGCUGAUUCUUAAAGGAGUCCUGCCGAUUUUUUCGAGUCCUGUAGACGAGACUCAGAACGUCUCCAACACACACUCGACCACUGCCCGCGCUGGCACCAGAACAUCCCCGACCGCCAAGUCCUCGAGCCAACCCAGUUCUUCCAAGCGUCCCCUUGAUUCCGCCAGCGACCAUCAAUCGCGCAAAGCUCGAAGGACCUCGAGGGCUGGCUCAAGCACCCGCAACCCCAUCGAAGAAUUGGUUCUCCAGUGGGCCCAAGAAGCGCUGGAGGAGGAAGAGGCUGUGACUGGGGAGGACCUUUUUCACCUGCCCCCGUUCUCGCGCCUUCCCCCUCCCCCACAGCAGACCAGAUACAACCUUAGAGAUCGUGCCAGGGUCGUCAAGCAGGAGACCGUUUUCGCUGGGCGAACGGAGCAGGAUUAUGUCGAUAUCCGUCCGGCGUUCUUCCGCAAAGCUGCCAUCAAGACGUUCAACCCAGCACGCCUUCCUUGUUCCUACAAUGCGAAAGCUGCUCUUAUUAUCAUUACGCCGAGCGCCUUGAGCAGCAUUCAUGCAGCGCGCCGCCAGUGCAGACCACGGAGUACAGGUCGAUCGAGUACGACAUCGGUAUCGACUUCCUUGGAUAUCGUCGUCGGGGCAUAUCUGAAGAACGACUAA
Messenger RNA from Coprinopsis cinerea okayama7#130, 1122 nucleotides. RefSeq lists its product as hypothetical. The record is from RefSeq and is a predicted model, not a curated record. Bases 1 to 1122 code for a protein of 373 amino acids. The transcript is spliced from 5 exons. Lineage: Eukaryota; Fungi; Basidiomycota; Agaricomycetes; Agaricales; Psathyrellaceae.